Dibothriocephalus latus is the source of this 237-nucleotide messenger RNA. The record is from the annotation of a GenBank genome assembly. Lineage: Eukaryota; Metazoa; Platyhelminthes; Cestoda; Diphyllobothriidea; Diphyllobothriidae.
AUGGUGCAGAAUCCCAAUGCGGUUGCCGAGACAAUUGCUCGGAAAAUAAGGCAGAUGGAAGCCGCAGUGAUGAAGCAGUCGGCUACAACCGAACAGAUGCCGGAUUUGGGCAGCCCAGCCGACGAAAGGCAAUUCGUAGAUGGUGCGGAAGAGGAAGCUGUCCAAGUAGCUAAAGAGCAGGUAAAUUUCAAAAAUAUGGUCCCCAAAUCCAAACAGAACAGCAUUAAAUUUCCAUAG